CAACUGCCAGCAGUACCGCCAAAUCCCUGAUCUUCUACAAAUUUUAUCGCCCCCAAUUUUCUCUCUUCAAUCGCCCGAGCCCUAACCCUAAUUCUGGUCCUGUAAUUUUCCAUCAUUUAUCAUUCAUCGUUUCUUCUGAUUUGAAAAUUUUCCGGUGAUCCCACGUUCUUUUGUAAUUGUUUGAGAAAUGGUAUCCCCUGAAAAUCCAAAUUGGUUGUUUGAUUAUAGUUUGAUCGACGACAUCCCUGUACCGGAUGCGAAUUUUCCGGUCAUGAGUUCAAGCUUCUCCUGGGCUGUUCAGCCCUUUAAUGGCUCCCCUGAUGCCGGUGUGGAAAUUGAUGGAUCAUUGGCAGAUUUGGAUGGUCGUCUAGAAUCUGGCUCAAAGAAGAGGGUGAGAUCUGAAUCAUGUAGUGCAUCAAGCUCCAAAGCAUGUAGGGAGAAAUUGCGGAGGGAUAGGCUCAAUGACAAGUUUUUGGAACUAGGUUCAAUUUUGGAUCCUGGAAGACUACCCAAAACUGACAAGGCAGCGAUUUUAGUUGACGCUGUUCGAAUGGUGAAUCAGUUACGUAGUGAGGCUCGGAAACUGAAGGAAUCAAAUUCAAGUCUCCAGGAGAAGGUUAAAGAGUUGAAGGCCGAGAAGAAUGAGCUUCACGGCGGGAGGCAGAAGCUCAAGGCAGAUAAGGAGCAGCUAGAGCAGCAAGUAAAGUCCAUGCCUGCUCAACCUGGCUUCUUACCUCCUCCACCAAUCCCCACAUUUGCUUCUCAGGGUCAAGCUCCUGGCAAUAAGCUAGUUCUUUUCGUUGGUUACCACCCAGGUGUUGCCAUGUGGCAGUUCAUGCUACCUGCUGCAGUAGACACGUCACAGGACCACGUGCUCCGGCCACCUGUCGCCUAACUCGGUGGCAACUAAGGUUUGCCUGAGAAAAAUCAUUGGCAGCAUCUGGUUGCUUGACUAAUAUACUAGUAUUUCUUUAGUUAGUAGGGCUGUCAAUUGAUUUUGGGGUUGGCUAUCUUAUUUGUCAUUGGACACUUGAGAACUCAAAGCCGUUUUGAGUUCUACAAUUGUAAAUGUAUACAAAGAAUUGAUCAUAAAAAGUAGAUUAUAAAGCAAAAGAAAAUGGUGUUUAUAAG
This is a messenger RNA of Cucurbita pepo subsp. pepo (vegetable marrow), 1131 nucleotides long. Its product is annotated as transcription factor ILR3. Gene Ontology annotation, molecular function: DNA-binding transcription factor activity; protein dimerization activity. The record is from RefSeq and is a predicted model, not a curated record. NCBI's taxonomy places the organism in Eukaryota, Viridiplantae, Streptophyta, Magnoliopsida, Cucurbitales, Cucurbitaceae. Gene Ontology annotation, biological process: regulation of DNA-templated transcription; intracellular iron ion homeostasis.